UGAGAAAAUAUCAACAAAUACUGCAACUAUAGGAAAAUCAAUUUCAGAAGAUAACUACAAUUCUAGUGCUUAUUGGGAGAAGAAAACUUGAUAAGAAAUGAAGCUGAGCUUAAGCUGUAAGAAGAUACUUCUUUGGUGUGCUUUUCUUGUUCUAUUUUUUCAUAUAACAAAUGCUUCAUCAGACUCCAUUAGUUUCAAUGAGUUCCUGCAAGAUUCAGAAACUUUAGUCUCUAAUAACAAAACCUUCAAAUUGGGGUUUUUUAGUCCUGAGAAUUCGGCGAAUCGUUAUGUUGGUGUCAUGUUUAAUAUGAAAUCACAAUCUGUUAUAUGGGUAGCCAACAGAGACGAGCCUUUACAAGAUUCUAGUGGAAGAGUAACAAUAUCAGAAGAUGGCAAUCUUGUAAUCUUGAAUGGACAGGGGAAGAGUUUAUGGUCAUCAAAUAUUUCACCAUCUGUGAGAAAUUGUACAGCCCAGCUCUUGGAUACUGGAAACUUAGUUUUGAAGGACAAUUCCAGUGAGCGAGUUCUAUGGGAAAGUUUUAGUGAUCUUUCAGAUUCCUACUUGCAGCAGAUGAAACUCGGCACUGAUAAGAGUACUAACACCACAAAUCUGUUGAAAUCAUGGAGAAGUCCUGUAGAUCCAUCUGAUGGGAGUUUCUCAGCUGGUAUUCAAACUGAAACAAUUCCUCAGAUUUUCAUAUGGAAGAAUGGCUUACCUCAUUGGCGUAGCGGUCCAUGGGAUAAACAGGUUUUUAUUGGAAUACCAAACAUGACUUCUUUCUAUUUCAAUGGAUUUGAGCUAGUAAAUGACAACAUGGGCACCACCUACUUCUACUAUUCAUAUGCAUAUCAAGGUGAUGACAUUAUGUACUUAGUUUUGAACUCAACAGGAUUUCUGCAACAAAAAGAUUUAUAUGCUAGGAAGAAUGAGUGGGAAGUCACAUGGGCAACUCCUUCAAAUGAGUGUGAUUUUUAUAAAAAGUGUGGGCCAUUUGGAAGCUGUGAUUCUGAAAGUUCACCAAUUUGUAGUUGUUUGCAAGGGUUUAAACCAAAAAAUCAAGAGGAGUGGGUCAAAGGAAACUGGACAAAUGGAUGCAUCAGAAAGACUGUGUUAGAGAAAGAAAGAAACAACUCUAACAUUGAGCAAGGUAAGCAAGAUUGGUUUUUGAAGUUGCAGUCAAUGAAAGUGCCAGAUUCCGCUAUUUGGGUACCUUCAGCCAAAGAAGACUGUGAAAGUGAUUGCUUAAGAAAUUUCUCCUGCAUAGCUUAUUCAUACUACACAGGCAUAGGGUGUAUGCAUUGGGAAGGGAGCUUAAUUGAUUCUCAGAAAUUCUCCAAGGGUGGGGCUGAUUUAUUCAUUCGCCUUGCAUAUACUGAACAAGAACAAAAGAAGAGCAAUAAAGUAGCCAUCAGGAUCAUAGUUCCAAUAAUUUGCUCAAUAGUCAUUGCCAUUUUGGGAUACAUUUCCUGCAAACUGUUGGCUAAACAUAGAGGAAGGAAGAGACAGCGUGAGCUCUUAUCAAAAAAAUUAUUUCCAAGCUAUUACAAGCUAAGUUUGGCUAGAGAUGACAUUUACGGAGUUAAAUUUGAAGAUCUAACCAUAUACAACUUUGACAUGCUAGCAAAUGCAACUGACAAUUUUCAUCUGUCUAGCAAGCUUGGGCAGGGUGGUUUUGGUCCAGUUUAUAAAGGAAAACUUCCAGAGGGACAAGAAAUUGCUGUGAAAAGGCUUUCACAGUCUUCUGGUCAGGGGCAAGAGGAAUUUAUGAAUGAGGUUGUGGUGAUUUCCAAACUUCAGCAUCGUAAUCUUGUUAGACUCCUCGGCUGCUGCAUAGAAAGAGGGGAGAAGAUGCUCGUUUAUGAAUACAUGCCAAAAAGAAGCUUGGAUGCCUAUCUCUUUGGUGCACACUCUGAAGAGGAAUACUUCCUUGAUUGGAGCAAACGUGUGAUCAUCAUUGAGGGAAUCGGCCGAGGCCUCCUAUACCUUCACAGGGAUUCAAGACUAAGGAUUAUCCACAGGGAUUUAAAGGCAAGCAACAUUUUGUUGGAUGAAUACCUGAACCCUAAAAUUUCAGAUUUUGGUAUGGCAAGGAUUAUUGCAGGCAACCAAGAUCAGGCCAAUACAAUUAGGGUUGUUGGAACCUAUGGUUAUAUGGCACCUGAAUAUGCAAUGAGAGGAAGUUUCUCAGAAAAAUCAGAUGUUUACAGCUUUGGCGUAUUGUUACUGGAAAUUAUUAGUGGAAGGAGGAACACUAGCUUUUACCAAGAUGAUAGUGCAUUAAGCCUUCUAGCAUGGGCAUGGAAGUUGUGGAACGAAAAUAAGAUUGUUGAAUUGGUUGACCCCAAGAUAAUUGAACUACAGCUCAAAAAGGAGAUUCAUAGAUGUGUACAUGUUGGACUAUUAUGCGUACAAGAAUAUGCAGAAGACAGACCAAAUGUCUCCACAGUUUUGUCUAUGCUCACCCGGGAAAUUGAUGAUUUACCAAGUCCUAAACAACCUGCAUUUACAACAAGACCGACCCCUUCCAAGAAAGGUUCCUCUAGAAUUCAAGUCUCUGUGAACGAUGUUAGCAUUACUAUUAUGGAAGCACGAUAGAGAUCAUAUAAUUUUGGUGUAGGCAUAUAUCUUAUUCAUUUCCAGUAAUUAUUCUUGUAUGUGAUUUUACAUUUAGAAUCCAAGAGAAGUUUAAACCGAGCUGAGUCCUUUAGCAGAGAGAAUUUCAGUCAUGAGAUUAACAAGUUAGUUUCAUUACCAAAGGGUAUUCCAUAUCUGAA
Messenger RNA from Solanum stenotomum, 2775 nucleotides. Its product is annotated as G-type lectin S-receptor-like serine/threonine-protein kinase At1g11330. NCBI's taxonomy places the organism in Eukaryota, Viridiplantae, Streptophyta, Magnoliopsida, Solanales, Solanaceae. Gene Ontology annotation, biological process: recognition of pollen; protein phosphorylation. Gene Ontology annotation, molecular function: ATP binding; protein serine/threonine kinase activity. The coding region runs from base 98 to 2596 and encodes 832 amino acids. The transcript is spliced from 7 exons. The record is from RefSeq and is a predicted model, not a curated record.